Anopheles marshallii is the source of this 1662-nucleotide messenger RNA. Its product is annotated as G-protein coupled receptor Mth2-like. The transcript is spliced from 4 exons. Gene Ontology annotation, biological process: cell surface receptor signaling pathway; G protein-coupled receptor signaling pathway. Gene Ontology annotation, molecular function: G protein-coupled receptor activity. The record is from RefSeq and is a predicted model, not a curated record. Gene Ontology annotation, cellular component: membrane. NCBI's taxonomy places the organism in Eukaryota, Metazoa, Arthropoda, Insecta, Diptera, Culicidae.
AUGGAUUUCUGCAAUCGCAUAUACUCGGACGUGAUGUGUGCCUUUUUAAUAACGCUGGUACUGAUCCGCAUGGCUGGCAGUGACCCGGAAUCCAUCAACUGUCCCUCGUCGGAACGGAUCGAUCUGACGGAAGGGGUGUCGGAUGCGCAGGGCUUAGUUCGGUUUGCGGGAGGUAUUUAUCCGCCCGAAAAUUACACAACCACCGCAGAAAAUCGACGCUAUAGCUGUGUGUGUUCGCAGCGCAAGUGUGUGUACGUGUGUUGCUUCUACAUUGAUCAGUCGAAGUGUGAGGAGUCAUCACUGCCACUAAAUCGAACCUCUUCAAAUCGGAUCAGCUGGGAGGACAGUAUGGUUGAGGAGGUCGAUCUGCGGGAGAGUAGUGAGUUUUGGCUGAUCUAUGCGACGCCACCCGCCUGGAGCUAUAUGCCCGGAUACGCGUUGCAGAUCUCUGGCCAUGAAGGUGAACUGAUGAACGAUGGUAGCUUUGCGUACGGAACGAAGGUGUAUACGAUCGGGACGUAUUGUAUCAAUCCUGCCGACGAUUCAAUGCCGCAUGUGUGGAUAAAGGAAACGGACGAUCAUUUAGAGGUACACCGUUGGCAUUCGCUGGGUAUGAUCACUUCCAUACCAUUCCUUUUUGCAACAUUGAUUGUGUACGCACUCAUACCGGACCUACGGAACAUCCCCGGGAAAUCGUUGAUGUGUUACGUGUUCGCUCUGAUGGUCAGCUAUUUAGUGUUAAUACUGAUUAAGCGCAGCGUAUUCGAUAACUCACCGGAAUGGUGUACAGCAAUCGGAUAUGCGUACUACUUCUCGGUAAUGUCGAGCUUCUUCUGGCUGAAUGUGAUGGCGUUCGACAUCUUCUGGACGUUUGGAGGACGCCGCAGGAGAACAACCGAUCAGGGCAAAUUUUUGCUGUACUGUUGCUACGGCUUUGGAUGUCCGCUCGUCUUCCUGGCGCUCGCAUUAGUGGCCGAUCACACGGAGCUGAUGUAUACGAGUCUUCGGCCUGGAUUUGGCGACGGACAGUGUUUGUUUAAGGGCGAGUGGGUGGUUCAUUUACAAGCAAACAACCAUUCUUGAACAAAUAUUUUCAUAUUUUUAGGAGAACAAUUUGUGUCCUUUCUUUAUCUUUACCUUCCGUUGGUACUGUUGGUGAGUGCGAACCUGUUCUUCUUCAUCAGUACUGCUGUUAAGAUUAAUAGCAUCGAACGCACCACGGCAGCUGCACUUCGAGGCGAUUCGGGACGACACAGCAAGUAUACGAACGAACGAAACAGAUACGGCCUAUACGUUCGAUUGUUUGUAGUAAUGGGUGUGACCUGGACGUUUGAGUUCAUAACCUGGAUUGUGGACUCCCAAAACUGGUUGGCAUACGUGACGGACGUUUGUAACUGCAUCAGUGGUGUGUUUAUAUUCUUCCUGUUUGUAUGGAAGCGCAAAGUGUGGAAGCUGCUGCAACAGAGGUUAAGUAGCGCGAGGUUUGCACGGAAAGUUAAUCGUAAGUUUAAUGAGUGUUGUUUUCCCCUUUCUUACAGGCUUAACAGUAAACAAGUGCAACAAAACAAUCAACCAUUGUUCUCUGUGAGUGGAACCAGAACGACUAGCUUGGCAUCGGCUCGCAAGCUAUCCACGGUAAAGUUGGACACGUCAAGUUUUUGA